Molecule: messenger RNA, 890 nt
Organism: Rhagoletis zephyria (snowberry fruit fly)
Lineage: Eukaryota; Metazoa; Arthropoda; Insecta; Diptera; Tephritidae
Gene: RpS6
Product: ribosomal protein S6
Biological process (GO): translation
Cellular component (GO): ribosome
Molecular function (GO): structural constituent of ribosome
Source: RefSeq, a predicted model, not a curated record
CAUUGUGAAUACUUUUGUUGUUGAACAUCCACCCAUGGGUGCAAAAAUACUUUGCUUUCCUUUUUCUGUUCGGUGUUCCAUGAAUUUGGACUAAAAAAUGAAGCUUAACGUGUCUUACCCGGCUACAGGAUGCCAGAAACUAUUCGAAGUUGUGGAUGAACACAAGCUUCGUGUGUUCUAUGAGAAGCGAAUGGGACAAAUUGUAGAGGCUGAUGUGCUUGGAGAUGAAUGGAAAGGUUAUCAUCUUCGAAUCGCCGGUGGAAACGAUAAACAAGGUUUCCCGAUGAAACAAGGCGUCCUGUCCCACGGUCGUGUACGUCUGUUGUUGAAAAAGGGUCAUUCUUGCUACAGGCCUCGCCGUACUGGUGAGAGGAAAAGGAAAUCUGUUCGUGGUUGCAUUGUCGACGGCAACAUGUCGGUUUUGGCUCUCGUUAUUGUGAAGAAAGGUGAGCAAGAACUGCCCGGUCUCACUGACACAGCAGUUCCAAGAAGACUUGGUCCUAAACGUGCAAGCAAAAUUCGUAAGCUUUACAAUUUGACCAAGGAUGACGAUGUGCGCCGCUUUGUUGUUCGUCGCCCGUUGCCAGCAAAGGAUAAUAAGAAAGCCACAUCCAAGGCACCGAAGAUCCAGCGUCUAGUUACUCCAGUUGUCCUCCAAAGGAAGCGUAGACGUAUUGCACUGAAAAAGAAACGCCAAGCCGCAUCUAAAGAAGCCGCUGCUGAUUAUGCUAAAUUGUUGGCACAACGUAAGAAGGAGUCCAAGGCCAAACGUGAAGAGGCUAAGAGGCGGCGGUCUGCUUCUGUGAGAGAAUCGAAGAGCUCAAUUUCAAGUGACAAAAAGUAAUUUUUUUAAAAGGAUCCCAAAAUAAAGGAUUUAAAUAUCUUAACUU